This is a messenger RNA of Tupaia belangeri chinensis (Chinese tree shrew), 4696 nucleotides long. RefSeq names its product sorting nexin family member 30 (gene SNX30). Lineage: Eukaryota; Metazoa; Chordata; Mammalia; Scandentia; Tupaiidae. Gene Ontology annotation, biological process: endocytic recycling; protein transport; piecemeal microautophagy of the nucleus. Gene Ontology annotation, cellular component: early endosome; cytoplasm; phagophore assembly site. The record is from RefSeq and is a predicted model, not a curated record. Gene Ontology annotation, molecular function: protein binding; phosphatidylinositol binding.
GCACCCGCUGGCCGGCUCCAGCAGCGAGGAGGCCGUGGGCGGCGAUAGCACGCCCAGUCCGGACCUGCUGAUGGCCCGCAGCUUCGGUGACAAGGAUCUCAUUUUGCCCAACGGCGGUACCCCAGCAGGCACUUCAAGUCCGGCUUCUUCGUCCUCCCUGCUCAACAGACUUCAACUUGAUGACGACAUGGAUGGCGAGACCAGAGAUCUCUUUGUCACUGUCGACGACCCGAAGAAGCACGUGUGUACUAUGGAGACCUACAUCACGUACAGGAUCACCACCAAAAGUACGCGGGCAGAGUUUGACCUGCCAGAAUAUUCUGUUCGCCGAAGAUACCAGGACUUCGACUGGUUGAGGAACAAACUGGAAGAAUCCCAGCCCACUCAUCUCAUUCCCCCGCUUCCUGAGAAGUUUGUGGUGAAAGGUGUCGUGGAUCGUUUCUCAGAAGAAUUUGUGGAGACCAGAAGAAAAGCUUUGGAUAAAUUCCUAAAAAGAAUUACAGAUCACCCUGUACUUUCUUUCAAUGAACACUUUAAUGUUUUCCUUACUGCUAAGGACCUGAACGCCUACAAGAAGCAAGGGAUAGCACUGCUGACCAGAGUGGGCGAGUCAGUCAAGCAUGUCACCGGAGGCUACAAGCUGAGGAGUCGGCCCCUUGAGUUUGCAGCCAUAGGCGAAUACUUAGAUACCUUUGCACUCAAACUGGGAACCAUUGAUCGAAUAGCCCAGCGGAUCAUCAAAGAAGAAAUAGAGUACCUCGUAGAGCUGAGAGAAUACGGGCCUGUGUACUCUACAUGGAGCGCGUUAGAGGGUGAGCUGGCUGAACCCCUAGAGGGCGUGUCGGCUUGUAUUGGGAACUGUUCUACGGCCUUGGAAGAGCUGACAGAUGACAUGACAGAAGACUUCCUACCUGUGCUCAGGGAAUAUAUUUUAUACUCUGACUCCAUGAAGAGCGUACUGAAGAAGAGGGACCAAGUUCAAGCAGAGUAUGAAGCCAAACUGGAAGCUGUGGCUCUGAAAAAGGAAGACCGCCCCAAGGUGCCAGCAGACGUGGAGAAAUGUCAGGACCGCAUGGAGUGUUUCAAUGCUGACCUGAAGGCCGACAUGGAGAGGUGGCAGAACAACAAGAGGCAGGACUUCCGGCAGCUGCUCAUGGGGAUGGCCGACAAGAACAUCCAGUAUUACGAGAAGUGCCUCAUGGCGUGGGAGUCGAUCAUUCCACUACUGCAGGAGAAGCAAGAGGCCAAGUAAGCUCUUCUCGGGACAGAGACUCUCCUACCUGCAUAGGGCAUGGCACCCGCACCGGAGCGUCCCCGCAGCGCCAAAGUGGUGGCGCCGGGAAAACAGCCACAGACACCUCUCCUGUGUGUACCUGCCCCCUUCUUUGUCCUGCAGCUGUUUUUAAUUAGUAUUUAUUCCUCAGUGGAGUCUGUGAGGCUAGACUGGUCUCUCAGCAAAGCAAGCGUACGUCCAUGUGAUGAAGGAAACUAUUCGAUGGAGCUCUAGGAAGGUCGGAACUCGAGGGACAUGACAACCCACAGCGGACAUCCUGCCAUCUCAUGACCGUCUUCUCUGGGACAGCUGCAUUGCCUGUCGUGGGGGAGAACAUCGGUCCUGCCUCUGAAGGAAAAGUGGAGGAGGCAUGACAAGAAGGCAGCCAUUGCUUUCUGCAGCCACGCAGCGGCUCUGGGGUUGACCUCUGUGGGCACUGACGUGCCUCAGCCCAGAAGGCGGUGUGGGCACCUCGGCGGGGAUUCCUUAAUGUACAGUGGCCUGUAGCUGUGAGUGCGGCCUGCUGCCUGCGCGUGCCGAGUGCCGCCUGUUCUGUUGUUCAGGUUCAUGUCGGGCCGUUUAAGUCAGUGUCUGUGUGCAUCCGUGCUUGAGCGAGCAAACCAGCAUCCUUGUCCAGAUGUGACGCCUCAGGAGGCUGAGGGCAAGGCUGCCCAGACUGGUUUCUGACACUAGAAUGCAACAGCGUGGACAUUGUGUGUGUAAAAUGGAAAAAAAAAAAAGGUGCAUUUUUCUCCGUGAAGGUCUUCAAUGUUUUUUUUCUUGCUUGUGAAUUGUCAUCAAAGUAGAGUUUAGACCUGUUAGGGAGUAUCUAUUGUCUUGAAGUCCAAGUGGCUCCCCUGUUGUCGAGACCAGUAGGCAUACACCAGGCCUCAGCCUCACCUCCAACGUCUAUCUGUGCAAUUUGCCUUUAUCUCACCAAAAAUAUCCAGCUCGGUAUCUCCUCCUGUGUCCCCUGAAUGUCUGGGCAGCCUGUUGGUGAGGGGGCUGGUAGGUCAUAUGACACAGUCGAAAUGUGUAAGCCCAGUGCGAAUGUUCUACAUGAAGUGCUUUAACCCUUACCGUUGCCUCCUUUGGAAGAAAUCAGUACCUGGACGGGCCUCGACGAUGACAAGCGUCACAGCAGGCUCUACUUUCAGACGAGCUAAAACCUCCUCAGUUUGCAGCCAAAUUCCUGGGGACCACUGGCUGUGUCUGACAUCUUCAUUUCAAAUUAUUACCAAGUUUCUUUUUCAGACCAACAAAGCAGACGGAAAGGAUCUUUCUUAUUUCUCUCUCUCUCUCUCUCUCUUUUUUUUUUUUCCUUCUGAAAUGAAGCUACAGCAUGUGUCAUAUUUAUGUCCUUCCAUCGGUGGCACAUCCCUAGAGAAUGAUAAGUCUGAGCCUCGGACAGGAGAGUGUUUGAAUUAAACAGCUGUGCUAAGAUCCUGCAUCAUGUGCAAGUUAACCUGCAGGUGCCAGUCAACGUGCAGCAUGUAACGUCACUUCACCCCACUUCUAACUGCGAAGCUGAUUUUCCGGCACCCCACAGCCAUCAUCCUGGUGGGACAGCAAAGGACAGUUUGGUUCAGUUUUGUUGUGUUGGACAAAGUUGCCAUUUAAAUGAUCAUUUUCACAGUAAUUGGUACCUGCCUGUACUGUUAAUCCCCAUUUGUGCCAUUUGAAAACCCAUUGAUGUGAAUUUUCAGUUUGGUACAAUUAGAAAUGAUUCACUGAAGUGGAAGGGUAGGCACAAUCCACUACCCAAGUGGUGAUUCAGCGUUUCAUUCUACCUCUGAACAAGCGUGUUGGCGUGGGUGUGGACAUCUGGGUCUGACCUGCAGCGUGCUGGUAGAAUGGGAGCAUAUGUCUCGCGGUGAGUUGACAGCUCUCCGUUGGCAUUUGGCGGAAGACUAGACCAACCCAGCAGCAAAUGCUUAUCUUUGGGAACAUUGGAAGUUUUGCCUUGUGAACUGUGUGCUUUAAAAUGAUGUCCGCAGUAAUGAAUUCUUGAAUCGUGGAAAGAGUUAUUGAAAAAUUAGAAUCUGACUACCUACUAGAUGCCAAAGCCCAGACACAUCCCCGUGUAAUGGUUAGAAGGGAAAGGAGGCAGUCUUUCAAAAAAAAUAAAUAAAUAAAAUCGUCAGGUCCUCACGGGGGAACGCCAGGAGCGGACUUUGACUUGAACUGCGGAGUUCACUUGGUAUCAGCCACCACCGUGAUGCUGGUAGAGCAGCAGUCGGAGAGCAAAGGGCAGUUUGGGUCAGUUUCACUGUGUUGGAUCAAGUUGCUGUUUAAAUGGUGAUUUUCCUACUUGGUACUUGCCCAUUCAGUAAGGAGGGGAGCAGGUCCACGUUCACGCUUUCCCGUCAUGGGAGGCAGAAGACCGGCUCUGAGGGGAUUCCGGCACCUUGGGGUUUUGUCUUGGUUCCCCACGUGACAUCCUGUGCUGGAGCAAGGCAGACUUCCUGUCUGUUAAUAAUCUGCAUGCCGUUAAUAGCAGAGCCAGGAAAACCAGCAUACGGUACAGACUUCCUUGGAGAAAUGUCCUUUCAGGUCCUUGCAGUGAAGGGACUCUUGUCCCGGUCCUCAGGCUGGCAUCUGAUGGAGUGAGGAGCUAGGCUCAGAAGGAAGGAGGCUCUCCAGCCUGUCGCACCCCGCACCCCGUAAGUCUGCCUUGGGCCCCUGCAGCCAUCCGAAGCAUUUGCCUCUUUGUCUUGCUCCAGCACACAGGCAGUUCCUAGGGGAAGUGUCACUUGGAGACUUCUGUGCCAAAGACAGCCUCGUAGAGGCCUCACCACUCUAUCCCUCUUGGCUCCGCAAAAUCAUGGUCUUGAGAUCCAACUCCUCUCUUACACUCAUUUUCCAUGAGAUUGUUGCCUGAGGGUGCAGUGAGAUAGUCAUCUCUUGCAACUGUCUGAACCUGGGAAGCAAGAGGUUUCUGUUCUCACCCAUGUUAAAAAUGCAGGCUAAGGCAGAAGAGAAUUCCUAGGAACUGAGAUUGUAAAGAUGCAAAUGCCGUUUAAGGGAGCAGUUGUAUUUGUCGGGGGUAAGGACGCUGCCCUUCCUUAUUCUCAUGGUGGAGCUGCACAGAGGCUCUUGGCCACUCUGCUCAAAGAAAGGGACCCGCUGCUCCUAGAGGAAGGAACCUGCUUCCAGCCAGGUGUGGCUUUGGGUUCUGUUCUUUAUUAUGGCUUACUGGCUGCUGGUGAAUUUAAAGUGUGAUUAUGGGGGUGAUUGGCUUGCUAUAUCAGCAGGCUGCUCAUUGAACUCACCAGAUACCUUCCCUUAGCUGAAAUAACAAAAAACAAGCUUGACCCUGGGGAGCAUGGUGAAUGUAAAGUAAGGAGUUUGUUUGUUUUUUGUCUUGUUUUAUUUAAGUUUUUUUUAUAUAGGGCACAUGCACUCGCUGGAGAGAGACAGAGA